This is a messenger RNA of Rotaria sp. Silwood2, 666 nucleotides long. NCBI's taxonomy places the organism in Eukaryota, Metazoa, Rotifera, Eurotatoria, Philodinida, Philodinidae. The record is from the annotation of a GenBank genome assembly.
AUGUAUCCUGAAAAAUAUUCAUCAGAGUCAUCUGCGCCACCACCAUAUAAUACUGAUAUGCAAUUAAAUCAACAAUAUUGUCAGUCAUUGCCAACUUAUGAUACAACUAGUGACGAACGUAUGGCAAAUUUUAAACAUAUUGUUGAUCGUUAUGAAAUUAAUCAUACAUUUGCAACCAAAUUACGUGCACUUGAAGGAUAUGAAAUUGUAUUUAUUUGUGAUGAUUCAGGUUCCAUGAAUACACCACUCGCAGGCGACCUUUCCAGUCCUUUUGUUAAAGCACCAUCUCGAUGGGAUGAAUUAAAGCAAACUGUAUCAAUUGUUGUUGAUAUUGCUAGUGUCCUUGAUCCAGAUGGUGUUGAUAUUUAUUUUCUUAAUCGUGAACCUUUAUUUCAUGUUCGUAAUUCAUCAGAAUUGGUUCCUGUCUUUGCUGUUCGUCCAUCUGGUCCAACUCCAAUUGUCUCAGUUUUUCAACGUGUACUCCGUGAUAAACAACACGAACUAGAAGAACGUAAAUUAUUGAUACUUUUAGCAACCGAUGGUGAACCAACUGAUAAUCGAGGUCAUCGAGACAUUCAGUCAUUGGAAUAUGUUCUUAAACAUGAACGUAAACCUUCUCAUCGUAUACCUGUAACAAUUAUUGCUUGUACUGGUGAGAAAAAAUAA